Messenger RNA from Peronospora matthiolae, 1824 nucleotides. Lineage: Eukaryota; Oomycota; Peronosporomycetes; Peronosporales; Peronosporaceae. The record is from the annotation of a GenBank genome assembly.
AUGCACAUAAAGAAGACCUUGUGUGCUUCUUACGUCUACAUCGGCCAAUCCCUUGCUGGUUGUGGAGGAGGGAAGACUGUAAAGCGCCCAGUCAGUAGCAGUCCGCGUCCUUCUUCUUCCAGCAGUGGCAAAAGCAGCAGCAGCAGAAGGGAAAGUUUUGCUGCAUUCAGUGUGCACAAAAGCGACAGCGAAGACGGAUCUCCGUCACCCCCGGCAAACAACAUAAGCAGCAGUGGUGGCGACGACCAAAAAGAGAAGAGAGACGACGAGGAAGACCGAGAUCAUGGUGACUCAAGUAGCAGUAGUGACAGCUCUUCUGACGAGAGUGAUAUCGGAAAUGACGACUGUCGGGUUGCAAUGGACGCGGACGAAGUAAAAGACAAUGGGAUUGAUCCGACAGACGACGACAUGAGCGGAGAGAGCGACGGGAGCUCGGAUCUGGAAAAUGCGUAUCCACGGCUUCCUUCAGCACCGGUGGAUAUGCUGAUUGAUUAUCGACAGCAGGCAGCACACAAGGAGUUGCAACUGACAGAUAAGAUGAAGCAACAGGUGAUAGCAGACGCCAGACAGCGUUAUCAUGAGCGGCUACGGGCACAUCGCUCGAAGAAAAAGACACCGACAUUGCAGAUAAACCAGCAACACUCCCAGAGUGAUCAGGCGACUAACGGAAUGAAGCACAGGGAAAGACGUCGUGAAAGCGUCAGCACUGAGGUGACGGUGGCUCGACACGGACAGAGGCAAGUAGAAGACGAGUGGUUAGUAGACUGCUCCUGUGGUCUAAAGAGGAAAAAUUACGACGACGGAACCUUCAUGAUCCAAUGCGAUAUCUGUAUGCAUUGGGUGCAUGCCAAGUGUGCAGAUAAGCUGCCCGAGGCGGUAGCGCAGGAGAAUUUCGUGUGCUUCCGCUGUUGCUGGAUGUUUGAUUGUGUGUGUUCCGUCCGUCAUCAGCCCAACCACGACGACGGCCAGCGCAUGGUGGAAUGCACAACCUGCAAUACAUGGCAGCACACAAUAUGUGUUGGUAUACCGGAGACCGAGGAGCCAGCCGACGACUAUUGGUGUCCACGCUGUUUGAAGAAGGCACGCCGGCGCAAAUCAGAUUCAAAGGAAAGUAGUAGCCGUGAUCGACGUCGAAGACGAAGUUGUGCGGAAUCACAGCGACAUUCUUGGAAGCGUGCUCAUCCAUUUCGUGCAGGUUCGGUGGACAUGUGGUCUUCGGCUCGUUCACAAGACAAUUUGGAGUCGACAACUCGUUCACACAGGAGCAGACAUGCUGAGGUGCAGGGGUCACAGAAGGAAGCACCGGCUGCUCUCGUGGUUUCGUUACCUUCUGUUUUAGCCGCCUCUCCUCCGUCUACUCCUCCUCCUCCACCAUCAUCGCCUCCACCUUUGAGGUCUGCAAAGUAUGAUGUCAGUAACGGGCACACCAAGCAACGAAGCCGGAGAGAGAAGAAACGUUUAUCUGCGUCGACCAUCUCUUCGCGUCGAAAGCGCGGUCACUCUCUCGGUAGCAGCUUAACGAAGACACACACGGAAGCAAGCGAAAGGGAGCGUCAUUCUUCACCCCCAGAUGUUGCAACGCCUUCGGCAAGAGGUAAAGGGCUCAUGCUUCGAGGGUACUCUCCCGCUGCUGCAAAUACGGGUGCCUCCUUUUCGCGGUCCGAGACUGUUCGCCCUCCACUUCCACUCACGCCGUCGUCCAGUGGUGCAGGCUGUGAGAAUAGCCACAACAACCACAGCCAUGUUGAUCGCAAACGCAAGGUGAGCUCUGCACGAGACCGACUAGAAAAGAAGCUGAAAAUACGGAAGUCUUCUAUGCGUUGA